Coffea eugenioides is the source of this 2154-nucleotide messenger RNA. Its product is annotated as probable leucine-rich repeat receptor-like protein kinase At1g68400. Gene Ontology annotation, molecular function: ATP binding; protein kinase activity; protein binding. The record is from RefSeq and is a predicted model, not a curated record. The transcript is spliced from 2 exons. Gene Ontology annotation, biological process: protein phosphorylation. Lineage: Eukaryota; Viridiplantae; Streptophyta; Magnoliopsida; Gentianales; Rubiaceae. The coding region runs from base 46 to 1950 and encodes 634 amino acids.
UUCAGACACCAGUAACAAUCAAGAAACUGGAAGGGAGAGAGAGAAAUGGUGGUGGUUGGAUAUCACAAGCAGCUCCGGCAGAUUCCUCUCUUGAUCCUUGCGUUCUUCUUCUCUUCCUUUUUGGCCUCCUGUAGCAGCCUGAAAGCUAAUGUAAAGAGUGAUUUCACUAUCUUGUUAGCCUUCAAAUCUUCUUCUGAUUCUUCAAAUUCUCUAGCUUCCUGGACCAACAUUUCUUCCCACCACCCUUGUUCUGCAUGGCUUGGGGUUACGUGCAACCCCAAGACUCAGCGGGUCACUAAACUCGUUCUCAACUACCUCAACCUCACUGGGUCAAUCCAGGAUUUAGCUGAGCUCACUCAGCUCCGCCACCUCAGCCUCCACCACAACCGCCUCUCCGUCACGCCCAAUUUCACCGCUUGGCCCAGCCUUAGGCACCUUUACCUCUCUCACAACCACUUCACCGGAAAAUUCCCAGCCGGGAUUUCCCAUCUGAAGGGCCUCCGGCGCCUCGACUUGUCCUUCAAUUAUUUCUCAGGCCGAAUUCCGGUGACCGAGUUGACUCAGUUGACUCACUUGCUCACUCUCCGGCUAGAGUCUAACUGGUUUAACGGAACUUUGGGUCCCGAUAAUUCGUCUCUUGAAUCGCUUUUGAACUUCAACGUCUCCGGAAAUGGCCUCACCGGAGAAAUCCCAUCGUGGCUGUCCAAGUUUCCUGCGUCGUCGUUCGCCGGAAAUGUUCGUCUCUGCGGAAGGCCAUUGCCGUCUGAUUGUUCAUUUAAGCCAGCUGUGGUUAAUCCAAGAGCUGGGAAGGAUGGUCCCCUGCCAAUUGGAGUUACCGAUGUUAAAAAGGAGAGGAGCUCCAAAAAUGGGAUGGUGCUAAUGAUCAUUAUGAUCGAUGUAGUCGCAGUUAUGCUGAUUACUUUGGCCGUUGCAUGUUGUUGUUACAGGAGAAAAUACAGUCAAGCUCGAGAAAGACGGAAAAAUGCAAAAGGUACAACUGGUAUAGCGUACGGUACUACAGCGAGGGACGGUGCCAGUGGGGAAAUGGUUUGUUUUGAGGGCUGCAAGGGUUUUGCUAAGGUUGAAGACUUGUUGACGGCGUCGGCAGAGAUGUUAGGGAAGGGGAGUGUGGGGACCACUUACAGGGUUGUGAUGGACGGUGGUGAUGUGGUGGUGGUGAAGCGGGUGAGGGAGAAGGUAAAGAAAAUGAAGGAUGUUGAUGGGUUUUUGAGGGAGAUUGGUGGGUUGAGACACCCUAAUAUCGUCAGUCUCAGAGCAUAUUAUUCUUCCAAGGAGGAGUUGCUUCUGGUCUAUGAUUUUCUCCAAGCUGGAAGCCUCCACAAUCUAUUGCAUGGAAACCGUGGUCCAGGAAGGACACCUUUAGAUUGGCCUACGAGAUUAAAGUUUGCGUUAGGAUCUGCAGGAGGCCUUGCUUUCCUGCACUGUUACACUAAAGCCAAGCUCUUUCACGGACAUCUUACAUCGGCCAACAUACUCAUAGACUAUCAAGGCAAUGCCUGCAUCUCUGAUAUUGGCGUCCACCAACUCUUGCAAGUGCCGUCUUCAUCAACUAAUAAUAGUAAUAAUGCCUACAAGGCACCAGAAAUGCUGCUUGGCAACGCUGCUGCUAAUUACAAUCAAACUAGAAAGUACUCCCAAAAGUGCGAUGUUUACAGCUUUGGCGUGGUCUUGUUGGAGAUCUUGACAGGAAAAAUGGCAACCAGCGAAGGGGAAACGAGUUUAGCCAAGUGGGUUCAGCGGGUAUCGCGUGAGGAGUGGACGUGGGAUGUGUUUGAUUUUGAGCUGGUGAGGUUCAAAGAGAUGGAAGAAGAGAUGACGGCUCUAUUGCAAGUAGCAAUUCUUUGCUUGGCUUCAUCUGCUAAAGAUCGUCCUAAAAUGACUGCAGUGCACAAGAUGAUUGAAGAUAUUAUUAGAGACCAAAAGGGGUGAAUAGCAGCUAGGACUUCCAUGAAUGAAUGAAUUAUCAGGAUUCUUAUUCUUGACCAUUUUUCUUUGUAAAAAAAAAAAAAAAACAGUCCAAAUUUCACUAGCAGCCGAGCAUGUUGAUCACUUGGAUAUAUGAUUUGGUUAUUAUAGUCUGCAUUCAUUCGAUUUGAUAUGUUGCAGAAGUGAAAUAGACUCGUCUUUAAUUCA